Molecule: messenger RNA, 2057 nt
Organism: Oreochromis aureus
Lineage: Eukaryota; Metazoa; Chordata; Actinopteri; Cichliformes; Cichlidae
Gene: cct2
Product: chaperonin containing TCP1, subunit 2 (beta)
Exons: 16
Coding region: 114-1721 (535 amino acids)
Biological process (GO): protein folding
Cellular component (GO): chaperonin-containing T-complex; cytosol
Molecular function (GO): ATP binding; ATP-dependent protein folding chaperone; ATP hydrolysis activity
Source: RefSeq, a predicted model, not a curated record
UUUUCCGUGAUCGACUCUGAAUGCAGCACUACGUUUGUACGUCGCAGCGUCACAGCCUCGUCCCUCCCUUCUUGAGUGUGCGUGCACGGCUUCUCCGCUGAAUACUAGACAUCAUGGCGUCCUUAUCGAUGGCCCCGGUCAACAUCUUCAAACAUGGAGCAGAUGAAGAAAAAGCAGAGACUGCCCGACUGUCAUCUUUUAUUGGUGCCAUCGCCAUUGGUGAUCUGGUGAAGAGCACUCUUGGCCCGAAGGGGAUGGAUAAGAUCCUGCUCGGUGGCGGGAAGGCCGGAACAGUGACUGUGACCAAUGAUGGCGCAACCAUCCUGAAAGCUAUCGGCGUCGACAACCCAGCUGCCAAAGUUCUGGUUGACAUGUCCAAAGUUCAGGACGAUGAAGUCGGAGAUGGGACGACCUCCGUCACCGUGCUCGCCGCAGAGCUGCUGCGGGAGGCGGAGCUUCUGAUCGCCAGGAAGAUCCACCCACAGACCAUCAUCUCCGGCUGGAGGAAAGCGACUCAGGCGGCCAGAGAGGCUCUGAGGGACGCCGCCGUCGACCACAGCAACGACCCAGCUCGUUUCCAGGAGGACCUGCUGAACAUCGCCCGCACCACACUGUCCUCCAAGCUGCUCACUCACCACAAAGAUCACUUCGCCAAGCUUGCCGUCAACGCCGUCAUGAGGCUGAAAGGCUCUGGAAACUUGGAGGCCAUCCACAUCAUCAAGAAGCUGGGAGGCAGCCUCACCGACUCCUACCUGGAUGAAGGUUUCCUAUUGGACAAGAAGAUCGGUGUGAACCAGCCAAAGAGGCUGGAGAACGCCAACAUCCUGAUCGCCAACACCGGCAUGGACACUGAUAAGAUCAAGAUCUUUGGCUCCAGGGUUCGCGUUGACUCGACAGCAAAGGUCGCAGAGAUCGAACUCGCAGAGAAAGAGAAGAUGAAGGAGAAGGUCGACAGAAUCCUGAAACACGGCAUCAACUGCUUCAUCAACAGGCAGCUCAUCUAUAACUACCCAGAGCAGCUCUUCGCUCAGGCUGGCGUCAUGGCCAUCGAGCACGCCGACUUCGCUGGCAUUGAGCGCCUCGCUCUCGUCACCGGUGGGGAGAUCACCUCCACCUUUGACCACCCAGAGCUGGUGAAGCUCGGGCACUGCAAGCUGAUCGAGGAGGUGAUGAUCGGCGAAGACACGCUCAUCCACUUCUCUGGAGUUGCCAUGGGUGAGGCAUGCACCGUCGUCCUGCGGGGAGCGACCCAGCAGAUCCUGGAUGAAGCAGAGCGCUCACUGCACGACGCUCUGUGUGUGCUCGCACAGACGGUGAAGGAGCCACGCACCGUCUAUGGAGGAGGCUGCUCUGAGAUGCUGAUGGCCAAGGUUGUGAGUGAUCUGGCCAACAGGACGCCAGGAAAGGAGUCGGUUGCCAUGGAGUCAUUUGCCAAGGCUCUGAUGAUGCUGCCAACCAUCAUCGCAGACAACGCCGGAUACGACAGCGCCGACCUGGUGGCUCAGCUCAGAGCUGCACAUCAGGAGAACAAGACCACGUUUGGACUGAACAUGUCUGAUGGCACGGUGGGAAACAUGGUGGAUCUCUGCAUCACAGAGUCGUUCCAAGUGAAGCGCCAGAUGUUGCUGAGCGCGUCUGAGGCCGCUGAGAUGAUCCUAAGAGUGGACAACAUCAUCAAAGCUGCACCCAGGAAGCGAGUUCCCGACCAUCACCCCUGCUAGAGGAAGAGGAGGAUGAGAAAAAACAAACGGGGAUCACUUUAGUUAUUUAUCACUUCUGUGUAGUUCAAAUUACAUCAAAUUGUCAAAUCUUUUUUCUCUGUUGAAUUGGCUGAUGCUGUCUAACCACCAGACACAGCUUCCAUCAGUGGCUCUGCUAAUGCUAGCUAAUGCUGUGCAGUUUCAGCAUAAAGUGAAGGUGAGAAGUCUUUGUUUUUGUUUCUUAUGCUAACAUUAGCUGAGCACUUGGCCCAGGCUGGUUGGUGCCAGCUACGCUUAGGACAGAAGUUUGAACAUUGUUUUGUUUACUGAAUAAAUGAACCGGUCACCAUUACCUGA